AUGGAUGGGAACGCAACAAUACUUAAGUGGCUCGGAUGUUUCUUGAUUUUUGGAUUAUCCACAGAGGCUGCUGAGAGACAAGUGUUCUUAAAUCAGAAUGAUGAAAUCCUGCACAAUAUACUGCGGUCCAAGAACGGUUCUGCAGACCCAUGUGUGGAUUUCAAGCACUAUUUCAUUGGAAUAUACGAGUAUGAUGAGCCCAUAAGACAAGCUGAGGAACGUAUUUCGGAGGAGAAUAUGUCUCUUAAGUACCAUUCACUGUUUGAACAACUAAAAAAUGGAACCUACCAACGUGGCAGUGUAGAGGAUAUGGUUUCCAAGCUGUACAACACCUGCCAAACGGCCAAGGAAAGGGGUAACUAUUUACAGAUCGACGAUGUUCGAUAUUUGGUGGAACUUAAUAAACUGUUGAGCACGUACAACCAAGAGACUGUCAUAUACUACCUACUGGAUCGCUUCGAAGAAAGUCAGGUCUGGCCUAACUCGAAUAACUGCGCUGAACUUGUGAGGACGGAUAUGUUUUUUGGCAGCCUGCUGCUCUUUGAGGAACAUGUCCUGGGUGAGAAGAAAGUGAAGGAUUAUCAGUCCCAGGUCCCUCAAAUAUUUAAAGCUAUAAUCAAGUCAUUUAAACGAAGAUUGGAAAGGAAUCGCCUGAAUUUACCACUCUCCCAGAUAUCUGCUUUUCUAAAGUUUCUUGACGGAAUCACCAUAAAUGUGGGCAGCAUGCCAAGUGAUAAAGAUCACCGAAGCUUUGUGAUGGAUUACUAUGCAGAUCUUGACUUAGAUGACGAUGACAAUUUGGAUACCAUGCGAUUAAAGUUAUCCAUGUUACGCACUCGUCGGAUGUUGGAAAAAUUGGAUCAACCGGUGAGCUCAUCUCCGUUUACACUUGACAUCUCCAAUGACGUCGACUUUAACACAAUCAACAUUCCCUAUACAUUUUUGGCCGAACCUUUGUUUAUGACCCGUGGUCACGAAGUCUUUAAGUUCAAUGGAAUUGGCAACUUCUUAGCUCGGCAAAUACUCGCAGCCUUUCAUAACUUGGACGCUGACUACGAUUGCAAGGACCUGACUAACUUUGUGAAAUCUUUAGAUGAUAUAGAUAUAUUUACUCACAAAACAUUGCUCUGCGUUGACGAAGCAACCCAGACAAUUGAGGACCUAAACAGAUUGGACCUAGUUAUCCUAGAUUUAAUUCACGAUGCUUACUUCUCCAAGGAAUCAGGAUUUGACCUAUCACAGCCCUUCUACACCGAUGUGCCGCUAAAGGAGCUUUUCUUUUUGCAAUAUGGACAGCGAUUCCUACACGUAUUUAUUAUGUCCGACUAUAAUUCCGGAUUCAACAAAAUUCUACCCACCAUGCCUGCUUUCGCCGAGACCUUCAAUUGUUCGAGCUCCUCGUAA
This is a messenger RNA of Drosophila takahashii, 1404 nucleotides long. RefSeq lists its product as uncharacterized. Gene Ontology annotation, cellular component: plasma membrane. Lineage: Eukaryota; Metazoa; Arthropoda; Insecta; Diptera; Drosophilidae. Gene Ontology annotation, molecular function: metalloendopeptidase activity. Gene Ontology annotation, biological process: proteolysis. The record is from RefSeq and is a predicted model, not a curated record.